This is a messenger RNA of Cheilinus undulatus (humphead wrasse), 5702 nucleotides long. RefSeq names its product itchy E3 ubiquitin protein ligase a (gene itcha). Gene Ontology annotation, biological process: ubiquitin-dependent protein catabolic process; protein K63-linked ubiquitination; protein K48-linked ubiquitination. The transcript has 24 exons. Gene Ontology annotation, molecular function: ubiquitin protein ligase activity; protein binding. Bases 161 to 2776 code for a protein of 871 amino acids. The record is from RefSeq and is a predicted model, not a curated record. Lineage: Eukaryota; Metazoa; Chordata; Actinopteri; Labriformes; Labridae.
GUGGUCUCGUUCUAGCUAGCGGAACACAGGUCUCUGCUGAUGGCAGCUACCUGUCAACAACCUAGGAAUACCUGAAACUGAAGUCUGUGUUGCCCUUUGUCGUCAACCAUUGCAGGUCCUUCGGUGCAGCCAAACAAGGCUGCAUUGUUAUGGAUGAACCAUGAAGGCCCAACUACAAGUCACUGUGCUUUCAGCCAAGCUGAAGGAAAACAAAAAGAACUGGUUUGGUCCUAGUCCAUAUGUUGAGGUUGCUGUGGAUGGCCAGUCAAAGAGAACUGAAAAAUGCAACAACACACACAGUCCUAAAUGGAAACAGGCGCUUACAGUAAUUGUGACUCCGGUCAGCAAGCUGAUCUUUCGUGUUUGGAGCCACCAAACACUGAAAGCAGACAUCUUGUUGGGAAUGGCCACACUGGAGAUCAGUGAAACUCUAAAGGCUAAUGACUUGAAAAUAUCUGAGGUGGUGAAGACACUACAGCUGUGUUCUGAUAGAGACUCCCGGGAUGUUGUAGGUGACUUGUCAGUCUGUCUGGAUGGCAUGCAGGUAGACCCAGAAACCUUUGCGACAGCAGAGAGUGAACAAGCUUCUGUUCCAAAUGGAAAUGCAAGACAAAAUGGAGAUACUGGCAACAGGUCAAGCAGAGACACUUCACCCUCUAGUGACUCAGAGGAGUGGGUUAUUGUACCAAAUGGUCAUGCUGUGAACGGUAAGGGUUCACCUUCCCGAUCUCCAGGGGGCUCAAGUACCUCACGUCCUCCCAGACCAGCCAGACCUCCUCCUGCUACUCCUCGCAGACCAACAGCUUCACCAACCUCUUCUAGCAGUUCCUCCCCCAGCGAGCUGAGUGAAGGUCCAGCUUCCGAUGGAUCCUCUCAGGCGUCAGCUAGUGGGUGUUCAAAUCAGCAGGAAGACUCAGGGGCAGGAGGAGGAGCAGCAGCCACGGCACCUUCUUCACAGACAGCAAGUGGCCCCAAACCAGGGACUACCACCUCAGCAGCUCUGGCCACAGUAACUCCCAGAAUCACACCAAUGAACAAUGGUCCCCUACCACCAGGGUGGGAGCAAAGAGUAGACCAAAAUGGACGAGUGUACUAUGUGGAUCACAUUGAGAAAAGGACAACAUGGGACAGACCUGAGCCUCUGCCUACAGGGUGGGAGCGCAGGGUGGACCCAAUGGGUAGGGUGUACUAUGUAGACCACAUAACCCGGACUACAACGUGGCAACGCCCCACACAGGAGUCAGUGCGUAACUAUGAGGAGUGGCAGCACCAGCGCAGCCAACUGCAGGGAGCCAUGCAGCAGUUCAACCAGAGAUUCAUCUAUGGGCUACAAGACCAGUUGGCGGCCACAGCCAAUAAAGAGUUUGACCCACUAGGACCUUUGCCACAUGGCUGGGAGAAGAGAACGGAUACAAAUGGCAGGGUAUAUUUUGUUCAUCACCCGACUCGGACAACGCAGUGGGAGGACCCCAGAACGCAGGGGCUGCUGAACGAUAAGCCCCUUCCAGAGGGUUGGGAAAUGAGGUUCACUGUGGAUGGUAUUCCCUACUUUGUAGACCACAACCGGAGAACCACAACUUACAUCGAUCCUCGCACAGGGAAAUCUUCUCUAGAGAACGGGCCUCAGAUAACCUAUGUCAGGGACUUUAAAGCCAAAGUGCAAUACUUCAGGUUCUGGUGUCAGCAAUUAUCGAUGCCUCAGCACAUUAAGAUCACUGUGUCCAGGAAAACCUUAUUUGAGGACUCAUUCCAACAGAUCAUGAGCUUCCACCCUCAAGACCUGCGGCGGAGACUAUGGAUAAUAUUCCCCGGAGAGGAAGGCUUGGAUUACGGAGGUGUGGCAAGAGAAUGGUUCUUCUUGCUCUCACACGAAGUUCUGAACCCCAUGUACUGUUUGUUUGAGUACGCCGGCAAAGACAACUAUUGUCUGCAAAUCAACCCAGCCUCCUACAUCAACCCUGAUCACCUCAAGUACUUCAAGUUCAUAGGGCGCUUCAUUGCCAUGGCCUUAUUCCAUGGUAAAUUCAUCGACACAGGUUUCUCCCUCCCCUUCUACAAGCGUAUCCUAAACAAACCUCUGGCUCUCAAAGAUCUGGAGUCCAUAGAUCCAGAGUUUUACAACUCACUCAUUUGGAUCAAGGAUAAUAACAUAGAGGAGUGCGGUUUGGAGAUGUUCUUCUCAGUUGACAAGGAAAUCCUCGGAGAGGUCACUACCCACGAACUGAAACCAGACGGGGGAAACCUCCAAGUGACUGAAGAAAAUAAAGAGGAAUACAUCAGGUUGGUGGCAGAGUGGAGGCUCUCUAGAGGUGUGGAGGAGCAGACUCAAGCAUUCUUCGAAGGCUUUAAUGAAGUUUUGCCUCAGCAAUACCUACAGUACUUUGAUGCAAAGGAGUUAGAGGUGAUGCUGUGUGGGAUGCAGGAGAUUGACCUGGUGGACUGGCAGAGAAACACCAUCUACAGGCAUUACGCCCGAAGCAGUAAACAGAUCCUCUGGUUCUGGCAGUUUGUGAAGGAAAUGGACAAUGAGAAGAGGAUGAGACUGCUGCAGUUUGUCACAGGAACUUGUCGUCUUCCUGUGGGCGGUUUCGCUGACCUAAUGGGGAGCAAUGGUCCCCAGAAGUUCUGCAUUGAGAAAGUUGGCAAAGAGAACUGGCUUCCACGAAGCCACACAUGCUUUAAUCGUCUGGACCUCCCACCUUACAAAAGCUAUGAGCAGCUGAAGGAGAAGCUCAUGUUUGCCAUAGAGGAGACAGAAGGUUUUGGGCAGGAGUAACACAAUGGAAGUGCAAGCUGCAGGAUGAGAUGGAGGAUCAGAAUCCAUGUCACACUAAAGCACCUUUCCCCAGAUUCUCCUUGCAGCCAGGAGCUGCUGAUAAACCGGUAGACGGACCUAUGUUAUCACAGUAACAACUGUUUCUAAGCUGUUUUGUUAAAUUCCCUAUAAAGACCUGUGAAUCCUCUUCAUCCUGUUCCACUCCUCACCUGUUUGAUCAGUCCCACCCUCAUCACUCAGCCCUGCUCAGCCCACUAUCAGGCGGCUUUAGAGGCUAAAAGUGGACGCCUUUUCACCCCGACGUGUCUGCACUUGCUGUUGGUUGCGCAAGUGCAGUUUCUACACGUAAAUCUGUGCAGUAGUAACUUCUUAAGAGCCGCCUUGUUGGGACUUUGCACUAGAAUUAUUAUUUCAGAGAAAAACACACAUUUGUGCAUUUAAAGAAAAAAUUAAAAGGUUCAUAUCUUUAAAGUACAGCUUGGCACAAAUGUGGUGUUGAGGUUAGACUCAACUUUAGUUUUCCUGUCUUUAAGGAUAAGUAAUUUUUCCUUUCUUUUUUUUAACUGACUAACUGGACUGACUAUUGUAGCAAAUUUAGUUUCUUUAAUAACUUUGAUAGAUAUGACCAUUCUAGUUAAAUAUAUUCUCUUAUUUUGAAAGGUUUAUUUCUUAAUUUUAUAAUGAGUUUCAAACUUGAACUUUGCACAUAAUGAGGUGAGCAGUUUGACGGAUGUGAUUGUUCUUAAGAGAGGUUGUAUUUUUAAUGUGCAAUAGUUUUGUAGAAAACAUUUUUGCCUAUGAUAGAGCCGAACAGUGAUUUGUUUGAUCAUUUUCUGAUGUAAUCAAUGAGACCUUGCUAAUGAUGUAAAUCCUUGAGAUGCAACUGGUUUGGUUUUAAUUAGACAAAUAUUGCCUUCCUUAAAAGAUCAAUUGAACAUAGAUGGGAUUAUGAUUUGUUACUAAUGAAGUGGGAGCAUUAGGACGUGUUAUAUAGUCAAGAAAAAUAUGUUGGAAAAUCCCACUGAAUGGUAGCCAUUUUUCUUGGGUAAAUAUCCAGAAAGUAAGUAUUAUCCUCCAUCUAUAAUGAAGAUGUUAAAUCCUAUCGGUCAAUGAUGUGUUAAGUUACUAAUGAAGAUUAUGUAAAUACAUUUACAAAGUAGAAAUGUCUUAAAACCCUAAUACAUUUAGUUAAUAAAAACAUGUCCCCUUUGAUUUGCAGGCAUAAGUUGAUAAUUAGGAUUUGAAUUAAUGUUAUAGCAAAUUACCCUAGUUUUAUAGGGUGGUAGGUUUUCAGAUUUGUACAGUGUUUUGUUUUGUUUUGUUUUGUUUUGUUUCCAGAAAUAGUUCCACUAACAUCAACUUUUAGCUUCAUUUUAGUAUUAUGUAGAGUAUAACUUCAGAAAAACACUAGGGAACCUAACUACCAAAGGAUUAUACUUAAUUAUUUUUUUCUAAGAAAUUUUAAUUAAAUGUGAGAGUCGUCAAGUGUAAUCACUUCAAAAUCUUAAAUGAUUCUGUAUUUCUUUUUAAUUUGCAGUCUUUUUUAAAAAUUACUGUAAGUGGCUAACAUUAUGAGAAACAAGUGUAAAAAAAGGUUGAUAUUGAAUACAAAACUUCAACAUACAUUGAAAGAAACUUAGAUACCUUCAUGAUGAGUAACUGAUGAUGUGUUUCCACUGAGUGGUCUGGUUUGGCUCAUAGUUUGGUACAGUAAACUCUGGUCUUCCUUGGGUUUCCAAAGUCUCACUCUUAUUGAAGGGAAUACCGGCUAAUUUAGAGAUUGGGAUCAUUUGGCUCAGCUGAUGAAUUGGAGCCAGUCUUUUGCUCCAGAACAUCUAUCCUUUGGUUUCAUUUAAGCUUUUUUAAUGUCUAUUAAACAGCAACCAGAAUGGGGGAAAAAGGAAACGUCUGCCUCUUAGAACUGGCUUGUUUGCAAACCACAGAAGUUGAAUUGUCAUUUAAUCCAACUAGUACACUGCAAAGUGUAUUUGUUAAAUUUUAUGACACUGUCUCUUUUUAAAGUAUUUUAAUGACAAAAUAAAGGAGAAAUUCUGCUCAGCUCAGUACAAAACAUGGUGCAUUUUGUAUUUGUCCAUUAUCACUGCUGUCACACUAGUUCUUCUUUUACACUAGAUUCCCUUGGUGCCCCCAACAGUUUGAAUCAGUUAUUUUGGUACCAUUCCCAACUUUUGACAGUGACAGUCGUAUCAAACUGAACUGAGCCAGUCCACUUGGAGGAAAUGCAGCUUAAGUAUUGAGUCGUUUAGUCUGUGUUUAGGCAGAGUUGUGUAACCUGUGAUGGUAUAAUUUCAGUGUGUAUCUGCAAUCAUUCAAUAUUACAAAUAAAAAUUAGGUUUGAGUGAGUCUUGUAUCAAUGCCAUUACGACAUUACAAAGAGUUCUAGUUGUUGUCAGUAGCCCAUGCUCCACCUCAUCGAUGGACUGGUGUGUUUCCUCUCAGUCAGUACUGCUCACUUUAUACUGAAACAUGUAAGGUGUUUAACAAAGUCACAUUUUUAAAACAUACGCAGACUUGUGAAAAGAUUAUUGUGAGAUUAAAUAAGAAAACCUUGUUGAAAAGGUUUUGUGAUUCACUUGUGACUGCUAAUAUUUAAACAGAUAAAAACUGAUAGUAUAGCACCGUUACACUCCAAACUGGUUAGAUUAACCAUUUCACUGUUUAAUCACUGCUCUGCUCCUGAUCAUGGAGCAAGUAAAUGUAUAGAAAUAUGCAAAAUAGUGUUUUGUUGUAUUGAUUGAACUGUAAAUCAUGUUGAUAGUGUAAUCACUGUUUUUUCUGAGGCUCUAACUUUUUCAUAAGGCAAAAUCAGUGGUUGAGUACUAUUUAUUUGGAGGAUGGGUUUCAUGUAACAAUGGACUGGACUGAUUGAGAAAAAACAACAAUAAAAUGAUUAAAACACUGGGCU